Molecule: messenger RNA, 2303 nt
Organism: Argiope bruennichi
Lineage: Eukaryota; Metazoa; Arthropoda; Arachnida; Araneae; Araneidae
Product: angiopoietin-4-like
Exons: 9
Coding region: 205-894 (229 amino acids)
Source: RefSeq, a predicted model, not a curated record
GAUAAGAUUGCAUGAGUUUAAAAUAUUUCCUGAUGUGCUAAUAGUAGUGCAGAUCAACUUCCUGUUUUAAAUGUCGUCCCUUCUUCAUGCAAUUUAUAUUCUAUUUUGACAUCGCACGUUGUUUGCAUUUCGUAGGAAGUGGAAAAAGUGAAAGCGAGCUCAGAAGCACACUGAACUGAUCUGUGUCUGUAUUUAUCAGGUUCAAUGGCCGGCGUCUCCUUAAUUUUGUUUCUUCUGCUUCUAUCAUCAAUCAAAUUAAAAGCGAAUUCUUCGGAAUGUGUGAGAAAAGAAAAACAUCUUGCUAUUUUAGCCCUGGCGGAAGAAUCGGUUUCAAAAGCAAGACAGCUUCAUCCAGAUUGUGCUGAAGAUGAUAAUCUUUCAAAUUCCAGCAAUUGCUGUGAAACUGACAGAAUAGCAGCUAACUUGGAUAUUGCUCUGAAUUUGAUGACAAAAGUUAAGGAAAAUUAUCCAGACUGUGGUGGAAAAAAUUAUGUUACUAACGAAGAAUACUCAUCUUCAAACCCAAGUGAAUGCACUCUUAAUGAUGAAGAGCUAGAAGAUUUAAUGGGAAUUAUAACGCCUCGGUCCAAGGAUGAUUCGACAAACUGCGAUCCCAAAACUGUGAUUAUCAAUAAUACUCAGACUAUAUGGCUGUAUAAAAAACCCAUGGACUGUUCUGAAAUCUUAGAAAAUGGAAACAACAAGAGCGGCUUGCACAGAGUUUGGUUGAGGAAUCGCAUCUUGAAAGGCAAGGGCGUCCAAGUAUUUUGUGACAUGGAUACUGACGAUGGGGGUUGGACGGUAAUUCAGAGGCGUGGCCGAUUCGGUAACAGUGAAGAUUACUUCGAAAAAAAAGUGGGAGGAAUACAAACACGGAUUUGGAAGUUUAACUGAAGAAUUUUGGCUUGGAAAUGACAAGAUAUUUGCUCUCACUAAUCAGGGCCAAUAUUCUGUGAGAUUCGAUAUGGUGGAUAUCAAUGGAACUUCUGCAUUUGCUGAAUAUAAAAUAUUUUGGGUAGAAAAUGAAGAAAAUAAAUACAAAUUGCACAUUUCGAAGUACAGUGGAAAUGCAGGUGAUUCCUUAUCAACUCACAGCGGAGCACAUUUCUACACCGUCGAUCAUCUCAAUCAACCAAAAGAAUCCAAACCAGAAUGGAAAAGAUCAGGCGGUUGGUGGCUUAACCACAUCAUGACUACCAGCUUGAAUGGUCUGAACAUCUUAGGAACGGACAAAUCGCAGUCAAGGGAUGGCAUCACAUGGCUCACUUUUGGAGGUUUCCAGAAUUCUCUGGCAUUUACUGAAAUAAAAGUACGACCAAAGAAGUUUAAAAUUUAGAAGAGAGAAAGACAAGAAAGGCGCCAUCUGGUUUUCAAUAUAAUACUAUGUAAAAUAUCCGGUACUCUUAUUAGAAACUUAAAGGAUGCAAGUAGCGGCGCAAUGCUAAUUACUGUUAUUACUUUAAAGACUGAAAUCCUAAUUCAAUGGUGUAAUAAUAGUUUAUUAUACAAUAUAUUGCAUUACUUGUCUUUGCUACAUGGCUAAACACAUUUUCGGUUUUCUCUACUUUUAGAAGAUUGUAAAUUAAAAUUUCCUUCUUAUUUAUUAAAUGUCUUUGACACCAUUUUGGUGCGGAUCGUCAAACAAUUCAUUAUUUUUAGUUAGCAAAAACACAUUUGCUAAAUUUGGCAGAAAUUGCUGUAGCUUUUCUACACACACAUGCUUAUUGUUUGACAACGGACUCUGAAAACCUUAAGCGCUUUUGCGUAUGCGUUAGGAUGGGUUUAAUUCGUCAAAAUAAGGGUGAGAGCUUACAUUUAAGAAUAAAAUAAAUUCGGAUUACUCGCAGACUGAAUUAAAAUAAUACGGGCAGGAAAAAAAAUUGAACAAAAAAGUAUCCAAUAGGGCAAAUAUCAAGAUCAAAGAAUGAAUUCCGAAAAUGCGCUCAUCCUUUCACGUCUCUCCCUUUAAUGAGAUAGAAUCGUCGAAAAGUGUUCCGCUUAGAAUUCUGAAACGAGCAGUAAUAGGGUUCCAAACAGUUCAUCAGAAACUACACCACAUUUUAAAAUUCGAAUUGAAGUCAUUUUUUGUAUGCAUUUUUACAUGUAUUUAAGCGACUUACUCCUAUCUUACUUAAAGGUGGGAAGGUGAAUUGAGCUUUUUUUCCAAACAGCAUUUCUAGUUAUCGAGCAAAAAACAUAAACAGAUUUCAAGAAAAGUCAUUUGGAAGUAAUGAUAGGAAAAUAAAUUCACUGCAGACCAUAAUUUUGUCUUAUUUCUUGUCAUUGUUACGUAAUAUGUUUAA